This is a messenger RNA of Psylliodes chrysocephalus, 1503 nucleotides long. The record is from the annotation of a GenBank genome assembly. NCBI's taxonomy places the organism in Eukaryota, Metazoa, Arthropoda, Insecta, Coleoptera, Chrysomelidae.
UGUGAUCUCCGUUUGAAAACUCAAUGUUCGUCACCUUGCCGCUCAUUACCAGCAUCCUUACACUUAGAAUAAUUAUCUUAUAUAAAGUUUACAAUCAGCUAUCAAAGUUAUUCGAAUGAAGACUGGGCAAGAAGUUAUACGGUUUUUUGUUUUCGCGCAAUCGGUUUAGUGUGGUACCGACACUUGUGAGUGACAAAGUGGUGGAGAUUUGAAAAUUUAAAUUUUUUGACCGUGCUUACUGGGGUUUAUAAUGGCUAGAGCAAAGAUCAUCGAAAUAAAGGACAAUAUGUCAACAAAAGACAGGAUAAUACUGUGUGCUUCUGAAGCCGGUGGCACAGCCAUUCUGUUAUUCUUAGGUUGUAUGGGAUGUGUGAAUACAUUGUCAGCGGGCGGUGUUGUUCCACACGAACAACUUUCUUUCACAUUUGGACUUGCGGUGAUGGUAGCCAUUCAGGUGUUUGGACACAUUUCUGGAGCGCACAUAAACCCAGUCGUCACAGUAGCCGCUGCCACUCUAGGAAACAUCCCAUUGUUACAGGUGCCUAUUUAUUUCGUGGGACAGUUCCUAGGAGCCUUGCUGGGAUACGGAUUACUAUGGAUAGCAACACCAGACAUUCACCUUGGAAACGCCAUAAUUUCCGGCGUCAAGCAACCAGGAGUUUGUUCACCGAGUUUUAAUCCCAACAUAUCCCCAGGAGAAGCUUGCUUCGUCGAAUUCAUUCUAUCGCUGAUCUUGGUGCUUUUCUGUUGUGGAGUAUGGGACUCAAGAAACAGCGACAAACACGAUUCGGUACCUCUUAGGUUUGGAUUGGCAGUGGCUGUUUUGGCGAUGGCAGGGGUAAGCAAAAAAUGAGCAAACAUGAACCCUGCCAGAAGUUUCGUUCCUGCAUUAUUUAAUGGAGAUUGGCAGUACCAUUGGGUAUACUGGGUUGGUCCUUUAUCUGCUGGAUUCGUAGGUGGUCUUCUGUACAGACUGAUUUUCAAGAAGAGCCCAACAGAGUCAAGCGAUACCAUUCCAGAAGCAAUAGCACUAAACCAAAAACCGUAGAAGUAAAACUAAAUAUAGUUACCUUAGUUUUUUAAGGUAUCUGCCUCGUAAAUAUUGUUGUUGUUAAUUCUCGUACACUCUAGGCGAUUGAAAGUGAACAAACAGAACCGCACGUAUGCCCUGGCAUGCGCAAGUAUUUGUUCCUUACACUAAUGAAUGUAUUCGCACGAAUUCGUUCGUUAUUUCAUUUUGUCGCACCGAUCUUAUACUUAUUAUAUGAGUAUUAUACCGAAAUAUAAUAAACGUAGAGUAUCUUAUUAAUAAUAAUAGCAAUAAUAUUAAUAAUUAAAAACCCAACCAAGCUAUUGAAAAAAUAAUUCAUACUUGCUACUCCCUACUGUUUGAUUUCAUAUUUUUUAGCGAAUGAAUUGGUUCUACGUAUAUACGAGCACACUGCACACCGCAUGCGGACGAAAAUCCUUUGAAGUACCGACAGCCGAUAGAACACUACCCAA